CCGUGCUGUUCCAGUUCCUCCAUCCAUCAUCCAUCCAUCCAUCCAUCAUUCUCUCUCUCAUCCACGGUCCCGUGCCCUAGAUAGACCGACACAGACAGACAGAUAGAUAGAUACUCCGAUGCCAGCGGGUCUUCCCGUGCGCGCCCUGGUGCUGCGGACCUGGUGUGCCAUCUUGCUCUGUCUGGGUCUGUUGGGGUUGGUCUUCCAUCGGCUGUUGAGGGAUGAUCUUACUUUGGUGAUUGACCACAUGGACAAACAUCCAGAUAACCAUAAUCAUAACCAUAACCAUAACCAUAACCACGCCCUCGUCCUCGCCAAGACCCGCGCCGAGGACACAUCCUGGGCUUAUACCCUGCCCCACUGGACCCCCUACAUCUACACCACCGACCACGAACCGGGCUACCUACCCAUCCCCGCCAACAAAGCCCGCGAGGCAAUGGCCUACCUAACACAUAUCAUCGAGCAUUACGACGACCUGGCGGAUUUGACGGCGUUUAUGCAUGCGGGCGAGAGACAGUGGCAUAAUGAUUUACCCUUUUCGUCGUCGUCGGAGGCUGAGUCGACUCAUCAUUCCUCCCUCCCUGCGCCGACGGAUAGGAGGAUGGAUUUUCACAGGGAGGGAAAUAUGCCCAUGCCCAUGCCCAUGCCCAUAGCCAUAGCCAAAGGUAAAGAGAAAGAGAAAGAAAAAGAAAAAGAAAAAGAAGAACCCUCCACCCCCCACCUCCUAACAACCCUACACACCCCCCCGCUCCACAAAGCCGGCUACACGAACCUCCGCUGCACACACACUCCCGGCUGUCCGCUCUCCAUCCGACCCUUCGACCCCGCCCUCACCAAGAACCAUAACCCCGUGUAUCGGAACUUUUCGUCCCUGUACAUGGACCUCUUCGGUGUGGGGCGGGACCAGGUACCCAGGGAGAUUGGCGGGGUGUGUUGCGGGCAGUUUGUCGUCUCGCGGGAGAGGAUCCGGGCUAGGAGUCGAGAGGAGUAUCUCCACAUGAGGGAGUGGGCGUUGGGGUGUGAGUUGGAUGGGUUUGCGGUGGGGUCACUGUUUGAGAUGGUUUGGCAUUUGGUUUUUGGAGGGGGGGAUAAUAUGGGGAUAUUAUGUCCCAACGUUCGCCAGUGUUAUUGCGAUUUAUACGGGCUGUGUGAUGGUCGACAAUUGGCGUUUUUGGUGGAUGAUUCAUGAUUCAUGAUUAUGGGAGGAAGUAUGGGUUAGGGAUUUAGAAGGUCUGUGUAUGAUUUUAUUAUGUAUUCUUUUGUUACUGGGAUGAAGGUUUUAAUGUAAC
This is a messenger RNA of Aspergillus heteromorphus CBS 117.55, 1289 nucleotides long. RefSeq names its product DUF3431 domain-containing protein. The coding region runs from base 119 to 1189 and encodes 356 amino acids. The record is from RefSeq and is a predicted model, not a curated record. The transcript is spliced from 4 exons. Lineage: Eukaryota; Fungi; Ascomycota; Eurotiomycetes; Eurotiales; Aspergillaceae.